Molecule: messenger RNA, 5464 nt
Organism: Bombina bombina (fire-bellied toad)
Lineage: Eukaryota; Metazoa; Chordata; Amphibia; Anura; Bombinatoridae
Gene: KCNQ5
Product: potassium voltage-gated channel subfamily Q member 5
Exons: 18
Coding region: 1-3885 (1294 amino acids)
Biological process (GO): potassium ion transport; transmembrane transport
Cellular component (GO): membrane
Molecular function (GO): voltage-gated potassium channel activity
Source: RefSeq, a predicted model, not a curated record
AUGGAGGCCGAUCAAAGCUUGGAUGUGUCUACACAUUUCUAUUCACUCUCUAAACUGGAGGACAGAGGGUUAAAUGAAGGUGAACUUGAGACUUUGUUUGUUACGGAUAGAGCACAGUUACCACUCAGUAAGCUCUUUGAAGAGGCUGAAUUUCUCUUGAUAAAAGAAUGUCGUCUCAAAUGGGACAUUUGGACAUUACAAAAAUAUCUUUCCUUAGGGAUUAUACCCAGGGGACUACGCAUAGCUAAGUUCCCUACCUUUCCUGUUGAGGAUAUAGAAUUUAUCACUGCAUGGAAUGACAUAUUGACAGAAUGUUCGAUACGUUUGAUAAAUAUGCUUAUAGAGUAUAAGAGAAAGUUAUUACAAAAUAUAACAGUUGAAAUUGAAUUAUUACAGUCAGAAUUAAGCAUACGCAGUACAUGUGUCAAAUACUCACAAUAUGACAUUAUUUUGAAAAGUACCUUGGAUGAGGCUAAAAAUAAUAUUAUGGGCAUUAAGCAUGAGAAAUAUCUCAGGGAUCAGAGUGAUUAUGACAACAAUAAAGUCUAUAUCUGGAACAGGAAGCAAAGAUCACAUGCACAUAGAUUUAAAAAAGAUAAUAGACUUAGAUCUCAGGGACAAGGGGGUCAGAAGGGACACUCCACACUCAAAAAAGUCACUUUCUCUGAUAGUGAGGUAGAGUCACAAGAAGACUACAAUACUGGUGCCUCUUCAGGUGACGAGAAUAUACAAACACCCACAGUCGCCUCGAAUAAAACCAGAGCCACAGUUUCAGCCCCAGUACUGCCCAAUACAGGUAGCAGGGGAAGAGAAUGUUGUGAUGUGGUGAACUUGGAGUCACUAGAUAGAGAGAACUACUGUGGUGAUAUGAAUUCUGCCCACACCAGUACCAUUGGUCCCAGAUUCAGAGGUGCAUCCAAAUUUUACCCUAUUCAGUCGAGGGGACCUAUCCUGGAAAAAUUCCAGCGAAGAAUUGAGGAGGAUUUAAAUAAAUUAGCAUACACCUCUGGAUAUGGAGCUAAUGGUAAUCUCAGUGUUAAGGAGAGGAAAGCACUCAAAGCUUUAAGUGAGAAUAAAAAUUUGGUGGUGAGGGCAGCGGACAAGGGGGGAUCUGUUGUUUUAAUGGAUAGGGCAUCCUUUAUCAAAGAGGCCCUACGACAGCUUAAUGACCCCAAACAAUAUACCGAACUGGAUUUCAACCCCACACUAAGGUUCCAAAGAGAACUUUCACACCUAAUUGAUGAUGGGAUGGAAGGGGGGUUUUUUGAUGAAGGUUUGGAAGCCAUAGCCUUCUUUCUAAGAAGAUCUACCAAAUAUAAUGAUGAUUUCAUUAAAUUUGUUGUCAGGUUUAGUAGGCAAUAUUAUCAGGUGUGCAAUAUUGUACGCAAGCACAUGACAUUGCUGAAGGCUGAUGAUGAGCUCGCUCACAUUGCCACACAAAAAGUGAGUUUUCUCCUAGUCUUCAGUUGCUUGAUCUUAUCAGUGUUUUCCACUAUCCCUGAGCAUCAGGAUCAUGCCUCAUAUUGCCUCUUUGUUCUGGAAUUUGUCAUGAUUGUUGUGUUUGGAAUGGAAUAUAUUUUUCGUAUUUGGUCUGCUGGUUGCUGCUGUCGCUACAGAGGAUGGCAAGGAAGAUUAAGGUUUGCAAGGAAGCCAUUCUGUGUCAUAGAUAUCAUAGUCCUUAUUGCAUCUGUAGCAGUUGUUUCUGCUGGAACUCAGGGUAACAUUUUCGCAACAUCAGCACUUCGAAGUCUUCGAUUCCUACAGAUUCUUCGCAUGGUGCGCAUGGAUAGGAGAGGGGGGACAUGGAAAUUACUAGGGUCUGUUGUUUAUGCACAUAGCAAGGAACUCAUUACUGCCUGGUAUAUAGGAUUUUUGGUUCUCAUCUUUUCAUCUUUCCUUGUCUAUCUUGUGGAGAAAGAAGCUAACAAACAGUUUUCAACAUAUGCAGAUGCUUUAUGGUGGGGUACGAUCACACUAACAACUAUUGGCUAUGGGGACAAAACUCCUCAAACUUGGCUUGGGAGGCUUCUUUCAGCAGGAUUCGCUCUACUUGGAAUUUCUUUCUUUGCAUUACCUGCAGGCAUACUUGGCUCAGGAUUCGCUUUAAAAGUUCAAGAACAACAUCGACAGAAGCAUUUCGAGAAAAGAAGAAAUCCUGCAGCUAGUUUAAUUCAGGCUACGUGGCGGUUUUAUUCUACUGAUUCCAGUCGAACAUACCUGACAGCCACCUGGCGAUAUUAUGAAAGUAUUCUUCCACCUCUCAGGAAAGAACAAGGCGAGACAACUGGCAGUAAGCUUUGUAGUAAUAAACAGAAGCUCUUCAGGAUGUACUCCUCUCGGAAACCUAGUCAGAAAUUAAGCUUUAAGGAGCGUGUACGUUUGGCAAGCCCAAGAGGACAAAGCAUAAAGGGUCGACAAACAUCAGUUGGAGACCGCCGCUCACCAAGCACUGAUAUUGGUGCUGAAGGAAGCCCAACUAAAGUUCAAAAAAGUUGGAGCUUUAAUGAUAGGACACGCUUUCGACCUUCUCUCAGACUGAAGAGUUCUCAACCAAAACCAGCAAUUGAUGCUGACAUCAUCCUUGGAACUGAGGAAGCACAUGAUGAAAAAGGGUGUCAUUGCGAUGUAUCAGUUGAAGAUCUAACUCCGGCUCUUAAAACUGUCAUUCGAGCAAUUAGGAUCAUGAAAUUCCAUGUAGCCAAGAGAAAAUUUAAAGAGACAUUACGUCCAUAUGAUGUAAAAGAUGUAAUUGAACAGUAUUCUGCAGGCCAUCUGGAUAUGUUGUGCAGAAUAAAGAGCCUUCAAACACGCGUUGACCAAAUUCUUGGAAAAGGCCAAAUUACAACAGAUAAGAAGAGUCGUGAAAAGAAUCUUUCUGAAAUUGAGACAGCAGACGAUCUCAGUAUGCUGGGUCGAGUAGUGAAAGUUGAAAAGCAGGUACAGUCCAUCGAGUCAAAACUAGACAGCCUACUUGAUAUCUACCAACAGGUCUUAAAGAAGGGAUCUGCCUCAGCACUGACUUUGGCCUCUUUUCAGAUGCCACUUUUUGAAUGUGAACAAACUUCAGAUUAUCAAAGUCCAAUAGACAGCAAAGAUUUAUCCAGUUCUGCACAAAACAGUGGAUUGAUAACAAGAUCAGCUAGUGCCAACAUCCCUCGUGGGCUACAGUUUGUACUAACACCAAAUGAAUUUACUGCUCCUGCUUACUAUGCCUUUAAUCCACCAACAAAUAGUCAAGCUAUUCAAGCAUCUACAAAUCCAAGUGAUGGACCUCUAACUUUGAUAACCAACAGUAUACCAAACCAAAUAAGCCAGGCCUCAAAGCCAACAGCACCAACAACAUUACAGAUACCACCAGCACCAUCCCUGAAACAAGGCUACAGGCCAGAGCCUAUACACAUAAUUCCUGUGACUAUAAAAGAAGAUAUUUGUGAUGUCACCUCCUGCCUUGUUGCCUCAAAGGAAAAUGAACAGUCUGCACAACCUAAUUUAACUAAAAAUUUUGUAAGAAGGAAAAGCCUUGAUGCAGACACUGGGGUGUUGUCAUCAACUCCAUUUAUUAACAAAGAUUUUGGAAAAUCAAUUUCUGUACAAAAUCUAAUUCAGUCAACAGAAGAACUAAACACACAAUUUUCAUGCAGUGACUCAAGUGUCUCUAGAGGCAGCCAAGAAUUUUAUCCAGGUUGGAGGGAGUCCAAACUGUUUAUAGCAGAUGAAGAGCUAGAGACAGAAACUGAGACUUUAGAUGUUGUCUCUCAACCUAAGGUGGAAACCACACUAUUAUCGGACUCUUUGAGGACUGGAAUAGCAAGAUCAUCUCAGAGUGUUUCCAAAACUGGGGAUGGUACAGAAACAUUUAGCUCUCCUAAUGUUAAACACAAAUGACACGUUGAUUUUGUCAUAUUUUUAACAGUUAUUUUAGUCAUACAUAUCAUUGCAUGAACUAUUUUGAAAGCCCUUAAAAAAAGUUAAACAAUACAAGAAUCAGGAAGAAAUUGAAAGGGAGUUUAAUGAGCCAAUAACUUCUAGUUGCAUGAAAAUGCAUGUUUAAGUGAAGGCUACAAUUUCAGAUGUAUAUUGUAUCUUGGAAUACCGUAUAACACGGUAUUAUUAGUUUAAACACUGACUCAUUUACAAAGUUGAUACUCCAACUCAAAUUAAUUAAAAGUAACUACAAUAGUAAACAAGUAGUUUUACGGUACAUACAGUAAAAAUUGAGGCACUUUGAAUUCAGAUAUAAAUUCUGUCCAAAUUUGAUUCAUGUUUACAACCAAAAAAAAAAAAUGUUACAGCUGCUAGCAAGAAAACAUGAAGAGUAGUAACAUUGGAUUUGAAUGGCUGCUAGUUGCAAGUUAUAUACAUUUACUCAUUUAAGUCAGUUAUUUUAAUACUUACAUUAUAUGAAUGUUAAUUUCUGUAUAUUUUGUGUGAAUUAGUGCUAUGACAAAAAAAAUAAAAGAAUGGCACUUCACUUUCAGGUUGUUCUUUAUAAUAAGAACAUUCUUUUGCUAAAAGGAUUGAUUACACAUCCUAAAACGUCACUGCAGUCUUAACUAUAGCUAAUUGCUGUAAACUGUAUUGUGAAGGACUUGAACUGUUUACUAUGAAAAAAAAAUCUGCCUCCAUUUUUUUUUUAAAAGUAUUCUUGGAUGUUAAAUGAUAGCCUUUUUAUUUGAACGUACUAAUAUACUGUAUAGUGUACAUAUGAUGUCCAUGUCUCUAAAACUUACUGCAGGGACAUCACUUCGGAGAAAACAAAUGAGGACUGCUAUAAUUUUGCUUAUUUCGCUUUUAAUUUUAAUUUUUUUUUAAUGGCAUUAGCCUGACAUUUUAGCCCAUUUGUAAAGUAUGUUCCAAAUCAGGGUUAGAGGGAGUAUCUCCUUCUCUACCUCCUGAAAUAAUGCCCCUGAUUUACAGACACAUAGCUAUGUUUAUGCUCUAUGAAGUUCAAAUAAUUAAUUUUGAAAAAUGUCUGAAGCACAAAUAGGUAAUCACUGUUUGCCAUUUCAUGUAUCUACAUUCAACUGUUUAUAUGAUUAUGAAAACGUUGUAUUCUCAACAUCUCAGCUCAUAUUACGAAAUAAUUUAUUUUGAAUGUCUACAUUUGUUAAGCCAAAUCUUUCUGUAAUUUGAAAGUAUUGUGCAAUGUAUGUAUCUAUAUAGUUUUUUUUAUUAUUUUUUAAAAUACUGCUUCACGUGCCUUUUUCAUUGUAUGUCAUAUCUUACAGAUCUGCAUUUUGGUUAUUUUAUUGAUACUGGGUAUGAUUUUUUAAACAAAAACAAAACAAUCUUUCAAUUAUUUUGUUUCCCUCUUUCAUUAGACUAAAAAAGGUAAGAUUAAAUGAUUUUACUGAUAAUUUAUCACACUUAUGUUGGUAUACUGUAUUUGCCUUAAUGAAAUGCUUGAGAGCUUGAAAUUUCUUAGUUUUAACUUAAUUUAUUUAAUAAAAUAUUGUGCACAUUA